This is a messenger RNA of Penicillium canescens, 1230 nucleotides long. Its product is annotated as alpha/beta fold hydrolase. The coding region runs from base 1 to 1230 and encodes 409 amino acids. Gene Ontology annotation, molecular function: hydrolase activity. NCBI's taxonomy places the organism in Eukaryota, Fungi, Ascomycota, Eurotiomycetes, Eurotiales, Aspergillaceae. The transcript has a single exon. The record is from RefSeq and is a predicted model, not a curated record.
AUGACCACAAACACCUCCCUACCACCCAUCCCCAUCCCAGAGGGAAUGACAAGCCGCUACAUCCAAACAAGCGACCUAAACUUCCACAUCCUAGAAGCAGGACGACCGCAAACUGGCACCCCACAAAAGCCGCUAAUAAUACUCCUUCACGGUUUCCCAGAAAUCGCCUACUCCUGGCGCCGCGUACUCCCAAAGCUCGCCGAAGCAGGCUACCACGCCGUAGCUCCCGACCAGCGCGGCUUCGGACGUACAACAGGCUGGGACACCAGCAGCUACGAGGACGUCGAUCUCGCAACUUUCUCGUUGUCCAGUCUGGUGCGGGAUAUUGUGAUGCUCGUGCAUGCGCUCGGCUAUCGCUCCGUGCAGUGCGUUGCGGGACAUGAUUGUGGUGCGAUGUCGGCCGCUAUGUGUGCGCUUAUGAGGCCUGACUUCUUUCGUUCCGUUGUGCUUAUGAGUCAUCCUUUUAAUGGGAGUCCUGAGUUGCCGUUUGAUACUGCCAGUGUCAAUGCUGAUGCUGGUCAGAGUAUUGAAGCCAGAGGAGGUGGUGCUGGUGGUGCGGAGAGCUCUGCUGCAGCGGCGGGAAUUCAUGAAGCUUUGGCGCAAUUGGGACGCAAGCAUUAUAAGUGGUAUUAUUCGACUGCACGGGCUGGUCCUGAGAUGUCCAAUCUAGAGCCUGAGGAGAUGCAUCGCUUUUUGCGCGGGUAUUUCCAUUUGAAGAGUGGUUCUUGGCCAGGGAAUCGGCCUCAUCCGUUGGGGAAGUGGUCGGCGGAGGAUUUGGUGAAGCUGCCUGGUUACUAUAUUAUGCCCUUAGAUAAGUCUAUGCCUGCAACGGUGGCUAUUGAUAUGUCUGAGGAGUCGUCAAAGGGUCAGUCUUCGCAUUCGUGGCUGCCGGAUGAUGAGCUUGCUGUUUAUGCGGCUGAGUAUGGACGCACUGGAUUCCAGGGUGGAUUGAACUGGUAUCGUGUGCGCACGGCUGCUGGCGGUCGAUACACUAAGGACUUUGAGGUCUUUGCUGGGAAGAAGCUCGAGCCACCAUGUGCUUUCGUCUCUGGGAAGCUGGACUGGGGUAAUUACCAGGAGCCUGGUGCCAUUGAGAAAAUGAAAAACGGCGUGUCCUGUGCGGAUCUUCGUAUCCUUCGGUUUCUAGAUGGGGUUGGACACUGGACACCCCAGGAAGGCUCGGAAGAGGUAGCACGGACGAUUGUCGAGCUGGCUGGAGGUCUGCAGUAG